CCAAGUUUAUUAUGAGGACUAUAUGCUCUAGAGACCUGAGGCUAGGCGGCUCUUAGGGGGCUUUUCAUAAAACAGGGCGAAGCUCCUAUAAAGGAGGCCAGUUUUGGAGCAGGCGCCGAGCAGUGCACAUCUACCCACAGUCUAGCCUCUUUCCAAAACAGUCAAAUCCAAGCAAUUCAUCUCUCCCCAACAUAUCUCGCGUUGUUAUCAUUUUUCCUGGGAAGUGCUGCUUUCUUUAUCCACGGAGCCUUUUCAAAUGUAUAAAAUGGAGUAUUCUUACUUAAAUUCCUCUGCCUACGAGUCAUGUAUGGCCGGGAUGGACACGUCAAGCUUGGCAUCAGCCUAUGCGGACUUCAGCUCGUGCAGUCAAGCCAGUGGGUUUCAGUACAAUCCGAUCAGGACCACGUUUGGGGCUACCUCCGGCUGCCCGUCGCUCACGCCGGGGUCUUGCAGUCUGGGGACCCUGCGGGACCACCAAAGCAGCCCGUACGCUGCAGGUAAGCAACCGCCAACUUUGUUCACAACUCCACGCUCUCUACCCGGGUAUAUAGGACGUCUUGAUUGCAUUUGAAAAUGGAAAUGUGUUUAGUAUUUACCAAACGAAAUUUGCUUACACAAAUGAAAUAAUUUAUCACGUUAGAAGCGAUUGCAGGCAAUCGGUAAUUCAGUUACGGAGUUACACUAUACCAGUCACACCCAAACCGCCAACAAAAUUACCUUAAGCUGCCAAAAUGAUAGGCAUAAUUUAUUUACUUUGCGAUGAGACAUAAAGCGUCGAAAAUAAUUAGAUAACCAAAGACUAAAGCUCAUUAUUGACAAGGAAUUGGAGUUACAAUAGCAACUACCGGGACGAAUGGCAACAUUAUGACACGUUUCCAAACUUGAACCCCAAUAUCAAAGCAAGAAUUAGUUUACCAUUACAAUUAACCACAUUACAGUUCAUCACUGGUCUCAAUUUAGCACUAAUCCACAAGAAAUCUAACAGAUUAUAGAAUAUAAUAACAAUAACCCGAUUUUAAACAGAAUCAUUCUAAUUCGGAUUGAUUUUAAUCUGACAACAUUGCAAUUAUAUAUGAUCAUAUCUUUCUAUUACUCUACAGCUAUUGCCAUUGCAAAUACAUUUAAUGUUGACAUUUAAUUCCCACAGUUCCUUACAAACUCUUUACGGAUCAUGGUGGACUGAACGAGAAGAGAAAGCAGAGGCGCAUUCGGACCACUUUUACCAGCGCGCAGCUCAAGGAGCUCGAGAGGGUUUUUGCUGAGACCCACUACCCAGAUAUCUACACACGAGAGGAGCUGGCGCUCAAAAUCGAUUUGACUGAAGCCAGAGUGCAGGUAGGCUAUGCUGUCCGGCGCUAUCCUCACCUCAUCCAAGUGCACCAUCUUUUCCGAACUCGAGUCAUUACGCACAAGGCUCCCUACUAUUAUUUGGGGGUUUAACAUUUUUCAUUUGGUUUAUUACGACUUUUGCCAAAAUCAGGUCCAUACAGAACUCAUCGGGCUGUUGUAUAUUAUUUGUGAAUAAUUACACAUAUGAGGGUUGUUUUCCGACUGUCAAUAUGCGGAUACAGUAUCAUGUUGCAUCAUCCAAUAUUGACAGCAUGACAAUGGUUUCAGUCAUUUACACAUACAGUAGGUCUAUUUGAUUUAAUGACAAUUUGAAAAACGCACACUAUCAGUUGUCUAAAUCUUUUGGAUCUGUUUUUCCUUUUAAAGGUGUGGUUCCAAAACCGACGCGCCAAAUUCCGCAAGCAAGAGCGCGCGGCCGCUGCUGCAGCUGCAGCUGCCAAGAAUGGCUCCGGGAAGAAGUCGGACUCUAGGGACGAGGACAGUAAAGAGGCCAAAUCUACCGAUCCUGACAGCACCGGAGGACCGGGGCCCAACCCCGUCCCAACGUCCAACUGCAGCGGGCCCAGUCCAACCAUUGGCCAGGUCAACGUUUCUAGCGGAAACGGACAAGUGGACCAAGGGAAGACGUCAGUGUCUCCCGGCAUGUGUGGAAACACACCGAGUCAAGGCUGGGCUUCUGCCCCGGGCACCAUCACCUCUAUCCCGGACUCAUUGGGUGGACCGUUCGCCAGCGUACUGUCCUCUUUGCAAAGACAGAACGUAGCCAAAGCUACAUUAGUAAAGACGAGCAUGUUCUAAUACAGCCGAGACCCAUUGACAAAAUCAACAAGAGAAACAUGGUUUACUGACUCCGGUGACUGAGGAGUGUUGAGUCGUGGAAGGAGGGAUGUUACAAGACAGACAGAAGGACACUGAUAGGCCUAUCAUAACCGCAGUUGUAAAAAUACGGUUAUCGUCUAGUAUCGUGGUCAUUCUGCACUUAUAACUGUCUGGUUCAAGUAACCACAAACAGCUGCGCAUUCAUACGCAGUCCCAUCAUAGGACCAGAUGUCAAAAUAUAUUGGACACUGUAGGCUACAACUGCUUCUUUUUUUUUAAGUUGCCA
Coregonus sp. 'balchen' is the source of this 2455-nucleotide messenger RNA. The record is from the annotation of a GenBank genome assembly. NCBI's taxonomy places the organism in Eukaryota, Metazoa, Chordata, Actinopteri, Salmoniformes, Salmonidae.